UAUCUUUUGAAAGCUAUAUUGAAAUGGAGUAACACAACGGGAACGUGUUCCUGAUUCAUGCUCUUUUUCGACGAGGUCUCUCUCUCUCGCUCGCUCGCUCUUUAUCUGCCUCUCUCUUUGGCUUGAUUGGGAUCAUAAACGACUGCCCACUUCAAUUCCCUACAAAUCUCCAUUACCCAUCUCCGAAAAUCGAAGCUUUGUUCAUACCCUCUUCGCGAAAUCAUAGACAGCGAGGCAGAGGAUUUGGGAAGGAGAAAUGUCGAAUCUGGUAUUGAAGGUGAAGAGGGAGGUGGUUGCGGCAUGCAUGACUUGCCCUCUAUGCAAUGAACUCCUUAGAGAUGCCACCACCAUAUCUGAAUGCCUCCAUACGUUGUGCAGGAAGUGCAUAAAUGACAAAAUUUCUGACGAGGAAUUAGAUUGCUGUCCAGUGUGCAACAUUGAUCUGGGUUGUGUCCCAUUGGAGAAAUUGAGGCCAGAUCACAGUUUGCAAGACUUAAGGGCCAAAAUUUUCCCAUUCAAAAGAAAGAAAGUAAAUGCACCUCAAGCUGCACCCUCAGCAACAUUGCCGGCUAGAAGAAAGGAGAGAUCACUCUCGUCAUUGGUGGCAAGUACUCCCAAAGUAUCAUCGCAAGGUGCCACAGAUGGUAAUAGAAUAAAAACUAUUACAAGGAAGGCAGCAGCUUUACGAGUUUCCAGUUCUGCAAUGGAUAAGGUUACUAAAGAAGAAUAUUCAGAAGAAGAACAUGCGGAGGGCUCCAGCUCACCUGAAACUCUUAAAAAGUUCACUCAGAGUAAAAUACAGGGUUCUUCCUCUGCUGAACGUAGAGAUUUCAUAAACUCUAAGGUAGAGGAUGAAAAUGAUUCAUCGGAGGUGAAAUUGGAUUUGUGGAAACCUUUAAAUUGUUUGGUGGAAAUCGCAAAUAGAAGCAUAUCAUCUCAAGCUGUACUUGAUGCUGCCAGUUCAAGGCAGGAAAAAAGAAGCGGUCCAGUUUGGUUCUCGCUAGUAGCCUCUGAAGAUCAGAAAGGUGAUGCAGCCUUGCCUCAAAUACCAUCAAGAUACUUAAGAAUAAAGGAUGGAAAUAUGCCUGUCUCUGUUAUCCAAAAGUACCUGGUGAGGAAACUAGAUCUAACCAGUGAAGCUGAGGUUGAGAUAAGAUGUAUGGGGCAAACAGUGGUUCCCUCAUUGCAACUUCGUACUUUAAUAGAUUUAUGGUUGCAAGCAACAUCAACACCGGAGCGAUACUCAGCAUCGAUUGGUUCCUCGGCCAAGGACUUUGUGAUUGUGCUGACCUAUGCUCGAAAGGUCCCAGGCAGUGAAUGAAUGAUGCCAUUCUCCAUAUUUCUGCCGUCCGCAACUUUCAAUUAUCAUUAUAGUUCUCCAAAACUUCCUAAUGAUAUAGAGGGACUUUGACGUUCGGCAUAUAUAUAGACUAUGGCUGAUCAUUUGUUUCAUUACUUGGUUCAUUUACAAAUAAUUGCAAGCGCCUUGUAACAAAAGGCAGAGAGAUUUGCACUGUGGACAGAAAGGGAUGUCUUCUGAUUCAUUUUGACAAUUGCAUUAGACAAAAAUGGACUUUUAAUAUUGUUGGGUACAUGUAAUUAGACAUCUU
Messenger RNA from Tripterygium wilfordii, 1610 nucleotides. Its product is annotated as E3 ubiquitin protein ligase DRIP1-like. The coding region runs from base 257 to 1321 and encodes 354 amino acids. Lineage: Eukaryota; Viridiplantae; Streptophyta; Magnoliopsida; Celastrales; Celastraceae. Gene Ontology annotation, molecular function: ubiquitin-protein transferase activity; metal ion binding. The record is from RefSeq and is a predicted model, not a curated record. The transcript has 8 exons.